Lolium rigidum is the source of this 1434-nucleotide messenger RNA. RefSeq names its product replication termination factor 2. The record is from RefSeq and is a predicted model, not a curated record. Gene Ontology annotation, cellular component: nucleus. Gene Ontology annotation, biological process: mitotic DNA replication termination; site-specific DNA replication termination at RTS1 barrier. The transcript has a single exon. Lineage: Eukaryota; Viridiplantae; Streptophyta; Magnoliopsida; Poales; Poaceae. The coding region runs from base 52 to 1077 and encodes 341 amino acids.
UUAGCUCUCCUCCCGAAUCAAUCCAGUCGAAACCCUAACCCUAGCCCCGCCAUGGCGCCCGCCACCAGAUCCGUGGUCCUCCGCCUCGACGACCUGGCCCUCCCGCCGCGGUACCUCACCGUCGCCUCCGACCUGCCGGUCUCCCACCUCCUCCGCUCCCUCCCCCUCCCCUCCUCCUCCUUCUACCUCACCUCCGAUGGCCGCCCGUUCUCCCCAUCCGCCCCCGUCGCCGCCCUCCCGCCCUCCGCCUCCCUCCAGCUCCGCCUCCGCGCGCUCCGCGGCGGGGGCGGCGACGGCGGCUCGACCUGCGCCGAGUCGCGCGACUGCUACCUCUCCAUGUACCUCGCCAAGAAGCCCGACAAGGCCGACCCCAACGAGGCCCGCCUCUCCCGCUUCACCUGCUGCGCGCUCUCCGGGGAGCCCCUGGCCGCGCCCGCCGUCGUCGAUCGCCUCGGCAACCUCUUCAACAAGGAGCCCCUCGUCGAGGCGCUCCUCCACAAGCGCCUGCCCAAGGCGCUCGCGCACAUCCGCGGCCUCAAGGACAUGAUCCCCAUCCACCUGCACCCCAAGCCCGGCGCGGCCGACGAGGAGGUCCGUUUCCAGUGCCCCGUCACCGGGUUCGAGUUCAACGGCAAGUCCCAGUUCCUUGCGCUCCGAGGAUGCGGCCACGUGCUCAGCGUCAAGGCUCUCAAGGAGGUGAAGACGCCCGGGUGUUUGGUGUGCCAUAAGGAGUUCGAGGAGGCCGACAAGCUGCCCAUCAACGGGACUGAGGAGGAGGUGGCGGCGUUGAGGCAGAGGAUGGAGGAGGAGAGAGGGAAGUUGAAGGACAAGAAGGAUAAGAAGCUGGCCAAUGGGCUCAGUGGGAGUAAGCAUGCUGCUCCUGCUGCUAUAGCAGACACUGAGAAGUUGGAGAACGGGAAGAAAGGGGACGCUGCCCCAGCAAAGCGGUAUAAGGCUGCCGAUCAUGCGCCGGCUUAUGCAAACAAGAAGGUGUAUGCAUCAAUUUUCACUUCCUCCAACAAGUCCGAUUUCAAGGAGACCUACUCGUGCCGGUCACUCCCCCUUGGAAGGAACUAAAUUGUUGUCAAAGAGGUGCCAAUGGCAUGGAGGUUAACCUCUUGUACCUGACUCUGUGAUCUGUUUACUACCAUGCCUCUUCUCCCACAAGUUAUGGCAUUGUUGUUUUAGUUGUUGUUCUUAUCUAUGCUGGAUUGCUGUGUGGAGCUUUCCAUUGUUCACUCUCAGAGAAGCAAUAUGUUCCUACAAAUGGUUUGUGAAAUAUGUAAUAGUUCAAACUGUUAGCAAGUAUAUCAUUGGGUACCUCUCAAGGUAAAUCUAAGUGUUCCUAGUGUUCUUUGAUGCAACAUCCACUGUAUCUCUGGCUACACAGUUUCAUCUAACGAUUUGUUUGAAUAAAGAUGCGAUUUAUGUACA